UACCCAUCUUUGGUACGCAUGGAAUUCCGAUUUUGUGCAUUUAAAAAUAUUUUCUUAUUUAAAAUAAUUAUUUACACUGAAUUUUGUAAAUAUAAUCAUCAUUUAAUAGAGAAAAUUUGUUGAUAAUCGUAAACUUUUAGAAUUUAUCGCGGUGGAAACUAAAAUUCAUGUUAUAUGAAGUCCGAACGAUUUGUUGGUUAUGUUAUGAUUUUACUGCUGGUAUAAAAUAUAGAUUUGCGAUAAAAAAUGAACAAUUUAAUUAUCGGUUCACUUGUUCGAAAUUCUGUUUGUGAAAUGCAAAUACAAAAAUAUUCUCAAUAUGCUAAUAAUGUUUAUAAAUGUAAUAAACAUUUAAUAUCCGUUUUUUCCAAUGGCAAUAAUUUGACACGAAUAACAAAAUAUUUAUCAACAAAUUCAUUUUCAAAUCACAACAAUGCAGUUUAUUCCACUGGAAAUAAUAAAAUAUAUUCGUAUUAUCGUCAAACAGAAUUAAGAAAUGGAAUUGUCAAAAGAAGCUUAUUCAAUAAUUCUUUGAGGUUACCUGGAAAAUUGAAUGUAAGAUAUGAAUCAACAUCUAGUGCAUUAUCAAUUACUGAUACUUUAUCAGAGGCUACUAAUGAAGUUAGUAAUUCUGGAUUUAUUACUCACAAAGAAGGAUUAAUACUUUCAUUAAAAGAUAUAUCAGAGAGUCCUUUGGUAAAUUAUUGUCAAGAAUAUUUACAAUUUUUACAUAAUUAUACCGGUUUACCAUGGUGGGCAACUAUAGUAUUAUCGUCAGUUAUUUUAAAAACUAUAUUUUAUUUUCCUCUUUCUUUGCAACAGCGUCGAUGUCUUAUUGCAUUAGAUAAUGUUCAACAAAAAUUUAAUAUAAGUAUGGAACUAAUUAAAGAAGAAAUUAAAAUCUCAAUGAAAAAGUUUGGUUGGCCAAUGGAUUUCGCUAAGAGCAGGUAUCAAGAUAUGAUAAAAGUAGUAUGGAAACAUGCAAUGCACGAGGAAAAUACAAAUCCACUGAAAGCUUUUAGUUGUGUUGUAUUUCAGUUUACAGCUUGGUUAGGAAUGUCUAUGGCGAUUGGAAAUGUAUGUUGUAUUUUUCCAUUCACAGAUCCCGCCAAUGUACCUGUAUAUUCUGAAAUAGCAACAAAUGGAAUUGGAUGGUUAACUAAUCUUACAGUACCAGAUAGUUCUUUAAUAUUGCCCUUAACUAUUGGUGUAAUAAAUCUUUCUAUUGUUGGAUUAUAUUAUAAUAAUUUUAAUAAUCCGACAAUUGUGCAAAAAUUUGUAUGUGCCACAUUUGGAAUUCUCAGUGUGGGAACUAUUCCUAUUACCACACAAUUACCAUCGGGAUUAUUGUUAUAUUGGUUAACAAGUUCAUCUUAUGGUUUAGCUUUAAAUUUAAUAUUAUUGACAUCUUUUGGUAAAAAAGUAUUACGUAUUCCUAAAUACAAAUCUUAUAUGCAAAUAAAGCAGGAAACUGAAAUUAAAUUUCCCGAAUAUCAGGCGAUGUUACAUGGUAAUUCGGAUGCGAAACAAUUGAAACGAAAGAAAGUGACGAAUUAGAUAAAUAUAAAUUUAAUAAUUUUGGAUGUAGUUUAAGAAAAAAAAUAUGUAAAUAAUUUUAAUAAAAAUAAAUACAUUUAGGUUUAUUAGUAUUAAAAAAAAAAUAAUAUUUUUUUCGAAUGUUUUUUCUUCUAGAAUACGAAAUUAAAGUUCUAGUCAUCAAAUCA
Molecule: messenger RNA, 1724 nt
Organism: Leptopilina boulardi
Lineage: Eukaryota; Metazoa; Arthropoda; Insecta; Hymenoptera; Figitidae
Product: cytochrome c oxidase assembly protein COX18, mitochondrial-like
Exons: 6
Coding region: 247-1557 (436 amino acids)
Biological process (GO): protein insertion into mitochondrial inner membrane from matrix; mitochondrial respiratory chain complex IV assembly
Cellular component (GO): mitochondrial inner membrane
Molecular function (GO): membrane insertase activity
Source: RefSeq, a predicted model, not a curated record